Messenger RNA from Erinaceus europaeus (western European hedgehog), 3369 nucleotides. It is a transcript of the gene SPIN4, whose product is annotated as spindlin family member 4. The coding region runs from base 26 to 775 and encodes 249 amino acids. Gene Ontology annotation, biological process: gamete generation; regulation of DNA-templated transcription. The transcript has a single exon. NCBI's taxonomy places the organism in Eukaryota, Metazoa, Chordata, Mammalia, Eulipotyphla, Erinaceidae. The record is from RefSeq and is a predicted model, not a curated record. Gene Ontology annotation, cellular component: cytosol; nucleoplasm.
UGCUUGGGCCUCCUUAAACUCUGUCAUGACCCCCCCAACUGUGCCUCCUCAGAUUGGCAUAGAUGGUGUGUCAGCAUACCUGAUGAAAAAAAGGCACACUCACAGGAAGCAACGGCGUAAACCCAGUUUCUUUACUCUUAGGAAUAUUGUGGGCUGUCGCAUUCAACACGGUUGGAAGGAAGGCAAUGAGCCAGUAGAGCAAUGGAAAGGCACCGUACUUGAGCAGGUCACUGUGAAGCCCACGCUAUAUAUCAUCAAGUAUGAUGGCAAAGAUAGUGUGUAUGGACUAGAACUGCAACAAGAUAAGAGAGUUUUAGCACUAGAAAUCCUUCCAGAAAGAGUGCCAACUCCUCGUAUUGAUUCCAAUCUGGCAGAUUCUCUGAUUGGCAAAGCAGUGGGACAUGUGUUUGAGGGGGAGCAUGGCACAAAAGAUGAAUGGAAAGGCAUGAUCCUGGCAAGAGCCCCUGUAAUGAACUCUUGGUUUUACAUCACCUAUGAAAAAGAUCCUAUCCUUUAUAUGUACACACUUUUGGAUGACUAUGAAGAUGGUGAUCUGCGUAUCAUUCCAGAAUCCAACUAUUAUUUUCCUUCACAACGAGAGCCUGGAGAGGUGGUGGACAGUCUAGUUGGCAAACAGGUAGAGCACACCAAAGACGAUGGUUCAAAGAGAACUGGAAUUUUCAUUCAUCAAGUGGUGGCUAAGCCAUCAGUCUAUUUCAUUAAGUUUGACGAUGAUAUUCACAUUUAUGUCUAUGGUUUAGUGAAAAGUCCCUAAAUGCAUUGUGCUCAUUACAAAAGUAGUGCAAUUAUUUAAUGUAUGAUGUGUUGUGCUUUCAUGAUUACUAAUUUUUGAGAACAGCUCGGGUGUCAGAUUCAUGAAUUUCCAUUACUGAUCACUCACUUAAGCUAGUUCCAUAGCUUUGUUCCAAGUGUUUUUUGUUUGUGUGUUUGUUUGUUUUUACUGUUGAUGUUUCUUUCUUCUAUAACUGCAAUUUAAGUUGGGUCUUAACAGAAACUUGAGAUUGUUCCUGAUCGCUGAACAAGUAAAUAUCAAGACAACUUAAUGCAAUACCCACAUCACAUCUUUAUUUUCCUGCUUCCUAUUUUAUUUUCUCCAGGUAAUAAGUGUUAAUAGCACAAAGCGUGAUCUUCCAUAGUUCCCCAUCUUCUUAUAGAAAGCUAGCUGUAUUUGUUUCUGUAAAAAAAAAAAAAAGAUAAAUCAUAUCAUUGUAACUGUUUUUCUCAUUUGGCAUAUUUAUGACAUCCAUUUUCUACAUAUACCUCUUUCUCUCCCCAAUCAUCUCCCUCAGGAGAUAUUUUUACAUUAUUUAAGAUACAACUACACAUUUUCUGAGAACUUGAUAACUAAUUGUGCCAUAAUAUUUAUUAAAGAAACCAACUAUUUACCCUCUAUCUCCCUGUAACAUGUACUUACACAAUACAAGUUUAUGUACCAAAAAAGUUAUUUAACUACUUUGUUAUUUCAUUUCCCCCCACAAAGUUACUGCUUUAAUAUAUAUUGAUGUUUUCCUUUCCAGAGUAGAGAGUCAGAAAUUGGAUUGCUGGUAAAUACACAUUAAAAUUUUAAGAGAUACUACAAGAUUAUUAUUCAACUAAAGGUGCUGGAUUUUCAUCAUUUCCAGCACUCUUUAAUAUCUGAAACUGAAGGAUGAAAUGCUUUGCAGUAUUGUUUUUAUAACUCAUCAAUUCAGUGAGAGAUUUUUCUGUUUGUUUUUACUGUUUGGUAUUUUCUAUUUGUGGUCCUCCAGUUCUUAUUUUUUAUGCACUUGCCUAUUAAUUCACUGGUAAUUUCCUUGUAAACUUGUAAGAAUCCUUACUAUACUUACUAUAUGUUGUAUAUUAAUAAUUUGUAGCCCAAAUAUAAUAGGAUUCUUUCACCAUUUUGUUAUAUUCAAGGCAUCUUUAGCAGUCUAUUUUUUAUUUAACUUAUUUUUUGCUGUUUGUAUUCUAGACACACUUCUAUCAUCAUUUCCGCUUUUUUGUUUUCUGCCACUUUCAAAUAAGUAUUUCCACUCUAAGUCAUAUACAUAUUUUCCUAAUUAUUUCUCUAAUAAUUUUAUUGACUUUAAUAUUUUAUUGAGAUAUAUGGAAUUUAAUUUUGCAUAUCAAAUAAGAUAGAGAGCCAACUAGACAUUUUGUUCAUAUUUGGACUAUUAAUCAAUAGUCCAAUGCUAGCUGAAUAAGACUCUGGCAAAGCAAAUACUUUCUCAUUCAGCAUUCUUUCUUUCGUAGACAUUCAUACUUUACACUUUUUAAACAAAAACAGAAAAUAUUCUUUAUACAUUAAAAAUGAUAUGGGCCAUGAAGAGAUAGUAAAUCCUAACACUCAAAAGUUUUCACAUGUUAGAAAAUAUGUCACUUCUUUUGUAAUGUUUUCAUGUAUAGGUCCAUCAUCAAGAAAAUAUGUCACUUUUCUUUUGAAAUGUUUUCAUGUAUAGGUCCAUCAUACUUGGAAAAAUUUAUUUCUAACUAUUUUACAGUUUUGUCACACUUUAACCAUUAUACUUUUUAAUGUAUUAUGUUAGAUAAUAUAGAAAAUGCAGAUUAACAUCUGUCUUCUAAUUAAUCAUCUUACUAAAUCUUUAGGUUUAAAAAAAUUGAGCUUUUAAAACCAGAAUAGUCUGGACCUUUACAAUAUGCAGUUCAUUUACCUUGAAAUUAUAGGCAGUUUUAUCUCUUAUAAUGUUUAUACUGACUUUAGUACAUUGUCUAUAUUAUCCAAAAUAAUGAGUAUGAUAGACAUGCCCAUCUGAUUUUUUUCAUAGAAACUUAUUUUGCAUUCCCUCUUAGCAUGAUAUUUACACUUACUGGUAAAUGACUAUUAACAUAUUAAGCAUUUUCUUCUAUUCCUAUUUUACAUAGUGCUACUACUAUAAGUGGAUUCUGCAUCCUGAGCUUUUAUCAAAUAUCUUUUCAACUUCUAUUUAUAAAACCAUACAAUUGUUUAACCAUUUAUUUUUGAUGUAGUGGAUUAGAGUGGAAGGUAUUUAUGCUGAAGCAACAUUGUGUUUCUAAGUAAAUACUACUAGAUGAUGUAUAAUAUUUAUUCAAUUGACUGUUGUAUUUUAAUUACCAGUAUUUUAUUUAGAGUCGUUGACUUUAUAUUCAAAUGAUUAAUUUUUCUUUGAUAUGUUUUUAUCAAAUAUAGCUACUAAAAUUUAGUUAUUUUCAAUCUAUCUGGUGAUUUAGAAUAGUUUAAAUAAUCCUCAAAUAAUCUUUUAAAAUCUAAAUUAGCUAGUAUAAAUUGGUAAAAAUAGUCUAAUGCUGGUAGAUAUAUAAUCAUACAUCUUUUCAAUGGCCAUUGAUUUAUUCAAACCUUAUGUUAAAAUUAAUGUGUAUUCUUCAUAA